UUGUUAUGACGCGUUAUAACCGUUAGGUCGCAGUGUGCGUUGUAAACACGCAGCUCUAACUGCAAAAUCUCCAUUUUGAAUGUUUUUAUGGCAAAGUUAGCGCUUAUUCGCAGCUGGUUGAAAUAUUAAAGUGAUCGCAGGAAUCGAGAGGGCUGAUUUCUCUAAUCACUGGCGCUUGUUAUUGUCGGAUUUUAAUUGUGGCUGCACAGUUGUUUUUCUGCGCUGUUUUGAAGUUGUGAGAUUGUUGAAACCACUCGGCUGCAGGAGAAGUGCUCGGUGUUGCUAACGGCUAGCAGCGGGGGAUAAAAAAACAAAAAUAAAACAAAACCAUGUCAGAUGAUGCAUCAAAACAAAACAGGAACUUAAACACCGAAUGCAUUGAGAGAUGGAGCCGGGAGGUGUGAAGAACAGCACGAAGAGAGAUGAGCAUUUGAUGACGCUGAAUUUCAGCGAGAGCCCAGCUGAGGGAGUUUUGCAUAACGGAGCACGCAGCACCAUGUCAUUUGCCCCAACCACUGUAGUGCCUCCUGUCAGUCCCCUGUUGCAGCCUGUGACUGGAGAUCUCCCCAAUGGUGUGAGCAACACGCCUCCUCCAGAGGAUAUCACCAUCACCUUGCCAUCCCCCCUGGAGCUCUUCGUGGAGGAUGCGGAUCUGAAAAUGGUUGGGAAGGACUUGAGGUCUCAACAGUCCUUUCAGCAGCAGUCCUCCGUGGGGCUCUACAGCUUGGGGGAUAACUUCUCACGUCUGGAGGCCAGCAUCGCUGAUCUCAACAGCUCCUUGCCAUCUGUGGAUUCCUUAAUCGGAGGAGGGGAUCCUAGUCUGUUCCCCCUGAAAAAUGAGGACUUCUCACCAAUGGGGAAAGGGGAAAUGGAUCUAGAGCAGGAUCCUUUCGGGAAAGAUGUGGAUGCCAGUAACCCGAAGCUCUUCGGCGAGAACACCAUGGACCUUCUGCAAGAGUUCGACUUGCCCGAGUCUCCCACAGAUUUCUAUGUGGGAGAUGAUGAAUUCCCCCCGUUGGUCGAUGACUCUCUGCUAGGAGUCAUCGUUUCAGACAAGGACUCGAAGUCUGUAGACUCGGUGAGCACCAGCACCACCACUAACAUCAACAGCGUCAACGGUGCCACCAGCUCAACUCCCUCCAGUGUGUCCACAAACAGCCCAUCCCUGGUAGUCAAGCAGGAGAAGGAGACCAUGAUCCACCUGUGUACUCCGGGCGUGAUCAAGCAGGAGAACACCAGCGAGAGGAGCUUCUGUCAGAUGACCCCAGACCUGUCGAGCACAGUUAGGAACGUUUCCAUUGCCAUCUGUGGUGUCAGCACAUCCAGCGGUCAGAGCUACCACUUUGGAAGCCCCGUGUCCAGCGGCAGCCAGCAGAAAGAUCAGAAACCCGUUUUUAACGUGUACACGCCGCAGGCUACAGGUGACGAGUGGGGCCGGGGUUUCAUUAAUGCAAGCACGAUGCAGCAGAGGGCAAGCAACAGCUUCACCGCCACCCAGAGCUUCGGCACCAACUAUGCCAGCUCGACUGCCAGGCCUGAGGCCAACACUGCCACGUCCUCAGGCACAGGGAAGGCCAGCAGCACACACAAAAUUUGCCUGGUGUGUUCAGACGAGGCGUCGGGCUGCCACUACGGAGUACUCACCUGCGGCAGCUGCAAGGUCUUCUUCAAAAGAGCCGUGGAAGGGCAACACAAUUACCUGUGCGCGGGGCGCAAUGACUGCAUCAUCGACAAAAUCCGCAGGAAGAACUGUCCCGCGUGCCGUUUCCGCAAGUGCCUCAUGGCUGGCAUGAACCUGGAAGCACGUAAAGCCAAGAAGCUGAAGAUGAAGUGUGUACAGCAGGCGAACACGGCCGAGCUGUCUCCUCCUCCGAUGCCUGAGGUGCGAGCUCUGGUUCCCAAAGCCAUGCCGCAGCUGGUGCCCACCAUGCUGUCGCUGCUCAAAGCCAUCGAGCCCGAGACCAUUUACGCCGGCUACGACAGCACAGUCACAGACACCUCCACACGGCUCAUGACCACCCUGAACAGACUGGGAGGACGCCAGUUCAUCUCCGCCGUCAAGUGGGCCAAAGCACUGCCCGGUUUCCGGAACCUUCACCUGGAUGAUCAGAUGACUCUGCUCCAGUCCUCCUGGCUCUUCCUCAUGUCGUUUGGUCUGGGCUGGAGAUCUUACCAGCAGUCUAACGGCAACAUGCUCUGUUUCGCCCCAGACCUGGUGAUCAAUGAGGAGAGGAUGAAAAUGCCCUACAUGGGUGACCAGUGUGCACAGAUGCUGAAGAUUUCCAAUGAGUUUGUGAGACUGCAGGUGUCGAAUGAGGAGUACCUGUGCAUGAAGGUCCUUCUGUUGCUCAGCACAGUGCCAAAGGACGGUCUGAAGAGCCAGUCUGUGUUCGACGAGAUCAGAAUGUCAUAUAUUAAAGAACUGGGAAAAGCCAUUGUGAGGAGGGAAGAGAACUCCAGCCAGAACUGGCAACGAUUCUACCAGCUCACUAAGCUACUGGACUCCAUGCACGACAUGGUGGGUGGACUGAUGAACUUCUGCUUCUACACGUUUGUGAAUAAGUCACUGAGCGUGGAGUUUCCUGAGAUGCUUUCCGAGGUCAUCAGCAACCAGCUGCCAAAAAUCAAAGCCGGGAGCGUCAAGCCGCUGCUCUUUCACCAGAAAUGAAAAGAAAGGAAAAAAAACCCACCUUUUUUCGGCAGCGGGACAACAUGCCUUAAAGCUAUACCACAUCACCAAGCGUUCCUCAUGAACCACGCAGAGGGACGGAGAGACACAGUGGAGGUGGAUGAAGGGCUUGUGAGGGGAGGAGAUCAGGUAUUAGGGAUGGAUGGGGAACAGUAUGCAACUGAUCCAGCACAGAACAACGAUGGACAAGUUUAAAGACGGGUAAACGACAGGAAACUUGAUGGUGAAUACAGUCAGAAUGGAGGAUGAAAAAAAAAAAAAUACCAUAAAUGUUGUCUCAGGUGUUUGAUUCUCAACAUUACAAUAAGUAGUAAAGCUGUUUCUACACAAUGUCUGGGGGUUUCUUUUCGGAGCAAAAGCAACACCAUAGCACUUACUGUCAAUAUGCUCAAUUUGUAUACAUGUGUUUUAGAUUUUCAGAUCUUUAAUUUCUGUCAAAAAUACAAAUUUAUUAUGUCAUCUGAUAUGCAUCUUGUUUGAAUGAAUCAUUUCAGUAAUGUGUACAGCUAUUAUGGCUUUGACGUUGCUUGAAGUUGGAGAAAUUGAGUACUUAAAAAAGACAUAUCUUUUUUUUCUAUUUUAAUGCUCAUGAUUUGCUAACCGCUUUACUGAAUCUCACAAUUAUACAAUUAUAGCAAAAAGGGAAAAUAUGUGCCUUUUUUUGAGCUUUGUCCCAUUUUAGCCAUUCUUUUCUGUAACAGUUCAUACUGAGCAUUCUGCAUCCAUCAUGUUAGAUAUUAUAUUUGAUUGUAUUUUUAUACCCACUUGCACUGGCAGUUUAUUUUCCUUUUAACCAACAUGGCCGUAUUUUUGUUCCUGGCAGCUCCAUGAUGACGUAGCGUGAACUAAAGUAAUUCUUAUUGCUUACUGCGAAAUUUAGGAGUCUGAUCCAAAAUCCACAUCUUUCCCACAUUGGCCUGUUGGACUUUCUGUCGACUAAAAUGCAAUUUUAAGCACUUUUUCACUCCUUUUAAAUGCUUUAAAAGAAAAGGGCGACAUGAAAGAUUGCAGGUUUACGUGUGCAUGGUGGAGUUUGUGUUUUUAGUAUUUGUCUCAGAGAGCCAUGUUGAAUUUGCUUUUGUCAUUUGUUGAAUGGUGCAGGAAUGAAUUAAUGCAAUGUGAAUCGUGCUUAUGAUUUAUGCUCAUUUUUGGUCUUUUUGUUUUUGUGUUGUCAUUGCUGACAGCUGAUGUACGGAGGAAAAAGCCAAUCAUACAAACUAAAUAUUACAGACUCUCACUCCUGAAUAAUAAAUUGUCUAUUAAUCAUCUUGCAAAUACAGACAGACUCACUGAACUGUAGUGAAUGAAAUACAGUACAAUCAUUAUAGAGCUCUCUCUCACACACACACAGACACACCUGCAGCACCUGCCUCAGCUUACAUACUCGUAUAUGUUAUCCUGGCUCUGCUGUUUAAUCAGUCUAACUAACCCUUGUGGUAAUAACCUUGCUCAGUCCAUUUCUCAGAUAAAGAGCAACAUGCUAGCCUCAUACUCACUUCUCGGGGAAUUUCUACAAGCCUGUAUUUGUUGUAUUCUACUCUUUCUGUGCCAAAAUGUGUAUUACUUUCUGAUUUUUAGACGCGCAAAACUGUGCUUGUCUUAACAGUUGUCAAGAGUUCUGCUGAGCAGGAAUUGGAGAAAAAGAUGGAAUAUUUUCAUUUUCCUCUGUUAAAGCUUAUUACAUGUUUAAUACAUGAAUAAAAAGACCACGUUAUA
This is a messenger RNA of Pangasianodon hypophthalmus (striped catfish), 4405 nucleotides long. RefSeq names its product nuclear receptor subfamily 3, group C, member 1 (glucocorticoid receptor) (gene nr3c1). The coding region runs from base 386 to 2668 and encodes 760 amino acids. The transcript has 9 exons. Gene Ontology annotation, biological process: regulation of DNA-templated transcription; nuclear receptor-mediated glucocorticoid signaling pathway. The record is from RefSeq and is a predicted model, not a curated record. Lineage: Eukaryota; Metazoa; Chordata; Actinopteri; Siluriformes; Pangasiidae. Gene Ontology annotation, molecular function: nuclear glucocorticoid receptor activity; DNA-binding transcription factor activity; sequence-specific DNA binding. Gene Ontology annotation, cellular component: nucleus.